Molecule: messenger RNA, 444 nt
Organism: Ambispora leptoticha
Lineage: Eukaryota; Fungi; Glomeromycota; Glomeromycetes; Archaeosporales; Ambisporaceae
Source: the annotation of a GenBank genome assembly
AUGGAGAAAUCGCAAAAUCCAGAAAUCACAAAAAAUCAUUUCUAUUAUCAAUAUUCCAACUUCUCAAGAGUCAAGUGCACAGCACAGGUUAUAAAGAAUGACGGUAAUGGACUGCAACGAAAAGAGCAAUAUACAGAAGAAAAUUGGACCUUUGCAAACUGGAAAGAGAUUAAUGAAUCAUCAAUCCAAAAUUACAAAUCAUUCGAACCCGAGUCUAAUAAUUUGAUCCAAGAAGUCGCGAAAAUCUUCAAAGAAGAUGAUGAAAUGCAGUCCGACAUAGAGGGAAAAAAACGAGCAGAAAUAUUCAAAAAUUUAGAUUCGUGUCGACAUGAUCAAAAAUCAGACUAUGAUAGAAUUAGCUCACAAUUUUCGUUAUUUGAUGAAGAACUUCGCGACAUUCAACGCGAAAUUGAAGAAUUGGAAACUAAUUACUUGUACUUUUAA